Messenger RNA from Nannizzia gypsea CBS 118893, 453 nucleotides. RefSeq lists its product as hypothetical. The record is from RefSeq and is a predicted model, not a curated record. Lineage: Eukaryota; Fungi; Ascomycota; Eurotiomycetes; Onygenales; Arthrodermataceae. The transcript is spliced from 2 exons. Bases 1 to 453 code for a protein of 150 amino acids.
AUGGGACAGGUUGAACUCUCUUCGUGUUCGGUUGAGGAGUAUUUUGCCUCCCUUCUUCAGCCCCAGCGAAGGAAGAAGAAGAAUAUGGAGAAGGAGGAAGAAGGAAGAGGGAGAUCAAGAGACUCCCAGAGCCACGUCGUCGGGUGUUGUGUUGGUUUUACCUUCCAUCAUAAUUUCGUCACCAACAUUAAAGCAUCCAAGAUCGAAAUCUUCGCUGCCUUGCAAAACCGCCGGCCCCCUCCCCCCGUUUCAUCGCAUGGUCUAUCUGUAACCGCUGGAUCACAGGCACCCGUCCUGACUAACGAGCGAGUUACCGACUGCGAGCUAUCGGUCACACAGACCAAGCAAGCACUAUCAAUAACUUGUACCGUCAAGCCCAAAAACGUGGCGCGGCCUUUAUCACCGUCAUCGUCUUCUUCGUCUUUUCCUUCGUCCCUUCUUUUUACCCUCUAG